AGCACCCCUAUUAAAAGGCACAGGGUCGAGAUAGACGGCAAACUGUUUAGGAACAGUGAGUCCCACUGUGGAGGAGGAAAGACCGUUCAGGAUGCCAGAGCCCGUGAAAAAAGCAGUUUCAGCGUUUGCCAAGAAACCAAAAGCUCAGGAAGCAGAGGAGGGGUCCUCCGUGGUCUUUGAGGCAGAGACUGUGAAGCCUGAUGCUAAAGUCAAAUGGCAAUGCAACUCAAAGGACAUUGACAGUGGGGACAAAUAUUCGAUCACCGCAGAAGGAAACAAGCACUCCCUCGCUUUAAAAGCUAUUACCAAGGAGGAUGCCAAUGUCUAUGCAGUGAUUGCCGGGGGGUCAAAGGUCAAGUUUGACCUGAAAGUUGUAUCAAAGCCAGCUCCGGUUGAGGCCCCUGCUGAUGCAGCCGGGGAGACUGUUGUUGAACCGGAACAUGCUCCCGCUCCGCCUGCUGAGGACCAGAGCGCUGCUCCGGCACACGAUGCUCCUCCAGCUGAGGAGGGACAGCCUCCGGACACCAGACAGGACCUGACUGGACUCUUCACAGAGAAACCCCAGAGUGGGGAGGUCACUGUAGGUGAAAACAUUACAUUUGUGGCUAAAGUGAAUGCUGAGUCGUUGCUGAAGAAACCCACCGUUAAAUGGUUCAAAGGGAAGUGGAUGGAUCUCGCCAGCAAGUCUGGGAAACACCUGCAGCUCAAGGAGACCUACGACCGCAGCAGCAAGGUCUAUACGUUUGAGAUGCAGAUCAUUGCGGCCAAGGCAAACUUUGCUGGAGCUUACAGAUGUGAGGUUGCAUCCAGGGAUAAGUUUGACAGCUGCAAUUUUGACUUGGCUGUACAUGAGGCAUGUGCUGCUGAAGGCUUUGACAUAAGAGCAGCUUUUAGGCGCACGAACGAAGGCGGUAAGAAGAGGAGUGGACAACAAUCAAGUAACGAUGGGAAAGAAGACUCUGGGGAGCUGGACUUCAGUACCUUAUUAAAAAAGAGAGGAUCGGUCCAUGUGAGCGCAGAGCCGGAUAUGGAUGUUUGGAACAUUCUCAGCCAUGCUCCCUCUUCAGAAUAUGAGAAGAUUGCCUUUCAGCACGGUAUUACCGACUUGAGAGGCAUGCUCAAGAGGCUGAAGAAGAUGAAGAAGGAAGAGAAGAAAAGUGAAGCUUUCCUCAAAAAGUUGGAUCCAGCUUACCAAGUGAAAAAGGGACAUAAGAUAAAAUUAGCUAUUGAGGUGGCAAAUCCAGAUGCUGAGGUGAAAUGGCUGAAGAAUGGACAAGAAAUUCAGCCAUCUGCCAGCAAGUACAUCUUUGAGAGCGUCGGCAACAUGCGCUACCUCACCAUCAACCACUGCUCGCUGGCAGAUGAUGCUGCAUAUUGCUGCGUGGUGGGGGAGGAGAAAUGCACCACCGAGCUCUUUGUUAAAGAGCCUCCCAUUGAGAUCGUGAAGAACCUGGAGGAUCAGAUGGUCAUGAAGGGCGAGAGGGUGGAGUUAGAGUGCGAAGUCUCAGAGGAAGGAGCCAACGUUAAAUGGGAAAAAGACGGCGUUGAGUUGACAAGGGACGAGUCUUUCAAGUAUCGCUUCAAAAAAGACGGCUGCAAACAUGUCCUGAUAAUUAAUGAGGCCACAAAAGAAGACUGCGGCCACUACAAGGUUAAAACGAAUGGCGGCGAGUCCAUGGCUGAACUCAUGGUGCAAGAAAAAGACCUGGAGGUCUAUCAGAGCAUUGCAGACCUCACAGUGAAGGCAAAGGAUCAGGCCGUGUUUAAAUGUGAGGUGUCGGAUGAGAACGUGAGAGGAACCUGGUACAAGAAUGGUGCAGAAGUCAAGUCGGAUGCCAGAAUCAACAUCACACACAUUGGCAGGAUCCACAAACUGACCAUAGAUGAGGUGAAACCAGAAGAUGAGGGGGACUACACUUUUGUGCCAGAUGGCCAUGCGUUCAACCUAUCGGCUAAACUCAAUUUCAUUGAGGUGAAGAUUGAUUAUGUGCCACGCCAAGAUCCUCCCAAGAUCCACCUGGACUGCAUGGGGCGCACGGCGGAUUCAACCAUCGUGGUGGUGGCGGGCAACAAACUGCGUUUGGACGUGCCCAUCACUGGAGACCCUGCCCCCACAGUGAUCUGGACCAAAGGAGAGAAGGCUAGUUCUGUUAAACACGAUGGAGAAGAGAAAGAAGGGCCGGCAUCCUCUUGGACCAGUAAGGCUGGGAAAGUUGUCACAGAGGGAGAUACCAGAGUCCAUGUUGAAACCACCAAGGGACACUGCAUCUUCACCAUCGAGGGGGCGGAGAGGCAGGAUGAGGGGAUCUAUUCCGUUGUGGUUCGAAACCCUGCUGGAGAAGACACUGCAGAUAUCAACGUGAAAGUUGUUGAUGUUCCAGAUCCUCCACAGGCUCCCAGAAUCCUCAGUGUGGGAGAGGACUGCUGCGUGGUGCAGUGGGAUCCCCCUGCGUUUGAUGGUGGACAACCAGUUCUUGGUUACGUGGUGGAGAGAAAGAAGAAGAAGAGCUACAGGUGGAUGAGAUUGAACUUUGACCCUUAUCCUGGAACGACCUAUGAAGCCAAGCGGAUGAUUGAAGGAAUGGAGUACGAGAUGCGGGUCUAUGCUGUCAACGGCAUCGGCAUGUCCCGCCACAGUCCAGCCUCGCAGCCUUUUGUGCCAAUCGCCCCCACAAGCGAGCCCAUCGGACUCAGCCUGGAAGACGUCACUGACACGUCCAUCUCGCUGAAGUGGCGGCCUCCGGAGAGGAUCGGCUCGGCUGAGCUUGAGGGUUAUGGGGUUGAGUACUGCAAGGAGGGCACGGAUGAAUGGAUACCAGCCUUCGAGGGUCUGACUGACAGGACGUCGAUGGUCAUCAGAAACCUCACCACCGGAGACAAGCUGCAGUUCCGCGUGCGCGCCUACAACGUGGCGGGAGCCAGUGCCGCCACCACUCUGGCCCAACCUGUCACCAUCAGAGAGAUAAUGCAACGCCCUAAAAUUUGGGUUCCUAGAAAUCUCCGCCAGACUCUGGUCAAGACAGUUGGAGAGACGGUCAACCUCUUGAUUCAUUUCCAGGGUAAGCCCAGGCCGAAGGUCACGUGGACCAAAGACGGGGAGCCUCUCGGGCCCGAGUUGGCGAGUGUGAGGAACAGCGACAGUGAUACGAUUUUCUUCAUUCGCAAGACGGAGAGAAAACACUCGGGGAGGUACGAUCUCCAGGUGCAGAUCGAGAACAUCGAAGACACAGCCAGUAUUAUACUGCAGGUUGUUGAUCUCCCAGGGCCCCCGCAGGCACUGAAGAUCACUGAUAACUGGGGCUUUAAUGUGGCACUCGAGUGGAAGCCGCCGAAGGACAACGGCAACUGUGAAAUAACUGGUUACACCAUUCAGAAGGCUGAGAAGAAGACCAUGGAGUGGUUCACAGUCUAUGAGCACUACAGGAGAACCAACUGCGUCGCAUCCGACCUCAUCAUGGGGAAUGAAUACAUCUUCCGAGUCUUUGCCAUCAACAUGGUGGGCCCCAGCGAGGAGCCCUGCACCUCAAUAGACAGCGCUUACAUCCAGAAAACAGGUAUCGAGUACAAGCCGCCCACCUACAAGGAACACGAUUUCUCCCAAGCUCCCAAGUUCACGCAUCCGCUGGUGAACCGUUCCAUCAUAGCGGGAUACAGCACGACCCUCAGCUGCUCGGUCAGAGGCCUACCAAAGCCCAAGGUCACCUGGUACAAAAACAAGAUGGACAUCUCAAACGAAGCAAAGUACCGGAUGCUCAGUAAACAAGGUGUUCUGACACUGGAGAUCCGUAAGCCCUGCACCUUUGACGGAGGAGUGUACACGUGCAAAGCAGUUAACGACAACGGAGAAGACAUAGUGGAGUGUAAACUGGAGGUCCGACCUCAAAUUCCUAAAGAAGAAAAGAAAUGAUGAGGUUUGGGCUGCUGACUGAAGAGAUAAUAAAUGUAUCUCCCGCACAGAAACUUUUCACCUGCAUUACAAACUGUUUAUUCUUUAUCUAGAAUACAUCACCGUAAUUGCUGUUGUCUUGGUAUCAUUUGUAACUCAUGAAACUAUUUAGUAAAUGUGCGUAGUAGCAAUUUCCCUUGUUAUUUUGUCUCAUUUAUCUCUGAUUUAGCUGGUCCUAAUAAUAGUUUUCAGUAUUUGGAUGUUUCUGUGCUUGGGAAGGUAAAAAUAAAUGCAGCAAAAACACAAAA
Molecule: messenger RNA, 4194 nt
Organism: Gasterosteus aculeatus aculeatus (three-spined stickleback)
Lineage: Eukaryota; Metazoa; Chordata; Actinopteri; Perciformes; Gasterosteidae
Source: RefSeq, a predicted model, not a curated record